AUGGCUCGAUGGAUGCCGCCUUUAAGUCAAUGGCUCGGUUGUCGGUGUCUUGGGUUUGGUUAUCGAACUGAAAUUGGAAAACAACGAAACAUCCAUGCCAGGGAUGGAAUCUCCGACAUGGAUAUGAUUGCAAUCUACAAUGAUACGGAAUUUAAGCUCAGUAAGAACAACGCGCAUAUCUCGCCUGCAAGAACAUUACAUCCUGAUGUUGCAGCUAACGGUCAAAAGCAAGACACAACUUAUGAGUUCAUAAAAGUACAAGAAGCUUGUGAAACGCUGUCGGAUCCUAAAAAACAUAUAGAUUGCGAUUGUUUGCUUUUUAGAUAUGGAAGGCAAAUGAGCUCUCAAUCUGUAAUGUCUGCAGCAACAAUAUUACCUGGCACAAUGAUCUCGCCUUGUUCACCACCGCCGUCUCGUGUCAGUUUCCGUCCUUGUCGAGUAUCCGCGGCCUGCGCUUCCACCGCCGAGAGACCCACAUCAUACAUUGCUACACCAACAUCAGCAUCAUCUCUCUACGAAGUUCUAGGGAUUCAAAUGGGUGCCACGUGUCAAGAGAUCAAGACUGCUUAUCGAAAACUGGCAAGAAUUUUGCAUCCCGAUGUUUCAGCUAACGGUCAAAGGGAGGGCGCAGCUUGUGAGUUCAUAAGACUCCACGAAGCUUAUGAAACUCUGUCUGAUCCUGCAAAACGGGCAGAUUACGAUCGCUCCCUUUAUAGACGAGGAAGACAAAUGAGCUCUCCGUUUUCAAUGUCUGCUGCUACUGCAACAACAAUGGCAACAGGUUAUGCUGCUGGUGGAUUUUCUGGGUAUACAAGGCGGAGAUGGGAAACUGAUCAGUGCUGGUAG
Messenger RNA from Dovyalis caffra, 846 nucleotides. The record is from the annotation of a GenBank genome assembly. NCBI's taxonomy places the organism in Eukaryota, Viridiplantae, Streptophyta, Magnoliopsida, Malpighiales, Salicaceae.